Molecule: messenger RNA, 2351 nt
Organism: Saccostrea cuccullata (small rock oyster)
Lineage: Eukaryota; Metazoa; Mollusca; Bivalvia; Ostreida; Ostreidae
Product: dmX-like protein 2
Exons: 5
Coding region: 16-822 (268 amino acids)
Biological process (GO): vacuolar acidification
Cellular component (GO): RAVE complex
Molecular function (GO): protein binding
Source: RefSeq, a predicted model, not a curated record
AUUUAAUUUUUUUCAAUGAAGGUAAAUCUUUUUCCUUUAGAUUUGACUGGUAGUGCAGAUGGGAGUGUCAGACUGUAUGAGUGGGGUCAUAUGCAGCCACUGGCAAUGCUACGGCAACCAGGGGCCUUCCCCAAAGUCACAAAGGUCUUGUUUAGUUCCCAGGGAAAUAAGUGCUGUGUGAGUGACACUGAGGGAGAUGUCUGUCUAUGGCAAGUGGGUCUAGGCAGCAACUUCACCAAACCAAUCCUGAGUUUACGUUGCCACAAUAAGACGACCAGUGACUUUAGCUUUAUUGGUUCCUCCAGUCUCAUUGCUACAGCAGGCCACUCAUCAGAGAGCAGAAAUGUCUGUUUAUGGGAUACGCUGCUGCCCCCUAGGAGUGCUUGUGUACAUUCAUUCAUCUGUCAUGAACAUGGCUGUCCAGCUAUUGUAUAUGCACCACAUCACCAGCUUUUAAUAUCUGGAGGACGAAAAGGAGAAGUUUGUAUUUUUGACAUCCGUCAGCGACAGCUGAGACACACCUUUCAAGCACAUGAUGUACCAAUCAGAUGUCUAGCCAUGGACCCUGAGGAGGAGUACUUUGUCACCGGGUCUGCUGAGGGAGAUAUUAAGGUCUGGGGUUUGGAUGUUCAUCAGCUGGUUGUCAAUUUCCCGGGAGAACACAGUAAAAGUACAUUUUUUAAGAACAUUGGUUCCACCUCAGGUGUAACACAGGUAGCCAUUGGUCCAGAACAUAAUCUGUUUUCUUGUGGAGUUGAUGGAUCCAUGAAGUUCCGAUCACUACCCGAGAGAGAAACAAUGGUGCGGUAUUGGACAGCAUAAUUAUUUAUUUUAGUGUAGGGCAGAUGUGGCACGCUUAUUGAAAUAGCUUACUGUGAAUGAUCACAUUCUGUAUUUCAUGUUAAAGUGGAUUCUGAGAUACAAUUGUGCUAUCUUCCAACCACUCUAUAUGAUUGAGAUAAUCUAAUUGUGUUCAACAGAAAGCUUGUAUUAGCUGUUUUGAAGGACUUUUAUUUAUUUUUUUGGAAUUCUUUAUUUUGUGCCAUUGAUUUGAAUUUUAGUUAUUAUUUUGUUAAAAGUCCCUUAACCCAUUCUGUGAUUGGUAAAUGUAAGUUAAUAUGGAUCAGAGUUUGAAAUGUAUUUCAGUAGUAUAUGUAUGUGUAACAUUAUACAUGUAUGAAUAUUGUUUGUCCAUAAGGUUAUUUUUAAAAUCCCACCACGGAUGACCUCUGACCCUCAAGAGAGUGGCCACCAUUUUGUCAAUAUGUACAAAUACAACAAAAAUAUUAAACACUGCUGUUUACAGAUGGGAACUUAAUUUAAAUGAUUCCUUUCUUAUGUAAAUGUGAUAUUUAUGUGGCAUUGAUGUCUACCUUGUUCAAGUACCAGGUAUGUCAUACUUACGUGUGUGUGUACUAGGAGAGUGCAGAUGUACUGUUGUUCAUUCUAGUCUUGUCUAUUUAUAAAAAAUAAACAUAUAAAUCAUGCAAAUGAUUAUAAAUGAUAAUCUACAUGUACCUUGUAAACAGAAAUAUUUAAUAUUGUCAGAUUUUCUGAUGUAAUGUUUCUGUCUGAUUCAGUGCUAUCAUAUUCAAUAACAUUCCUUUAUUGUUGAAUUUAUACUUGAAAUAACCUCUACUUAUUUUAUUUUAGUCGGAAUUGUUAUUUACUUGUAACAAUUAUUUAAUGAUUAUGGGGUAUACAUGUAAGUUCAGUACAGUCUAUUGGUUUGUUAACUCAUUAAUAUACUGGGUACUAUACAUAUAUAUUGUACAACCACUAACAAAAUGGAGAAAAGCUUAAGAGCAUUCAGUACCUUCUGGGUAUGGGAUUAUGAAAUCUAUUUAUUUUCAAUACAAUAUUUGUAGAUUAUUCUAGCUCAUUCUAUUAGUAAGAUCUAGGAGGAAGCAAGCACUAUUCCAGGUAUACCUUAUUUGUUGUUGAGUAUUUCUUCUAUAGGCAAAAACUUAAAGUGUAACGGUAUCCUACAUUCUGUACAACAUACUGAAUUUCAAAGUAGAAAUAUUUUAGUCAAGUAUGAAUGUUUUUUUUAAUAUUUUGUCACUGUGGAAGCUCUUGAUUGAUAAAAUUAGAAAAUUCGUGAAGAUCUUUAAAUAUUUGUUAAUAUAUCAAACAGAGUUGAGAUAGUUUUAUUAGCAAUACAAUCUAUUAACUGGUAUGAGUAAUAGCUAUGUGUAGUACUUUUGUGUCAUUUGUCUGUUGGUAUUGUGUGCUAUUUGUUAUCCUUUGUCUUUUAUUUUGUUGAUAAUAAGCUGUUGGUCUGUGAUCAUAUGUAGAUAACUAUAUAUAAAUUGUUUUCUUGGAAAUUGCAUUAAAACAUCAGAAACUUA